GGACAUUAGAGUAGUAGGACAGUGUUGUAGUUUGUAGAGAGCAGCUGAAGUGAGCUGUUCUCUUUGGUUUCUGCCUUGUUCUCGUUUCCAUUUUGCAAAAAGAAAGUUUACCAUGGCUAACAGAAACUAAACAGCUGCUCCGGCUUGUUGGAAAUCCGAGGAACUCAACAUAGUGAUGCUUGAUCUGGCCGGGGAGUGAAGCACAUUCCUGGAGAAGUUAAGGGUCGCUGUGUUAGGCAUAUGACAGCCGACUAACACCGACCAAGCCCGACGAGAUGGUCUGCAGCCCGAACUGCCAUUACUGGAACGGCUGUGGACAAGGAUGUGUGUUGCGAUGGUGAUCAUUUACAAGAAAACAGUGGAUAAAAAGGGCGGCGACGAUGUAACAUCAACACGUACGGACUUGGGCACGGCGCAGACAAUGAGCCAGGGAGCGGCACUUUUUUCUUGUGGACUCAUGGCAACUUUUGACCACUUUGAAAAGGGGGUUUCUGCUCUGUUUGUUACAGAGACGAGCCGAUGGCAUGGGGUGGGGACCAGCUGUGCCUUGCAGCAGCGGCCUGUUGGAACCAGCCUGGAGAGCCUGUGGGACGUCCUGCCUGAGGUGCACCGAACUUCUGCCCACUGGGGCUGGGAAAUCGGCUCCACUUCCAGCACCAUCUCCAGCUUGCUGCAGGACCUCAGUCUGACGGAGGCCUCACACUCCACAGCUCCCCCCUGCAAGCGCCAGUGCCGGUCCCUGUCUUGCUCCGACGAGCUUGGCAGCUGCCGCUCCACCUGGCGCCCUCAAGGCUCCCGGGUGUGGACAUCAAUAGAGAAGAGGAGGUGCUACAGCGGAGGGAGCGUUCAACGCCUCGGAAACUCACAGCUCGGCUUACCGGCCAUGCAGCGCAGCUCCAGCUUCAGCCUGCCUGCCCGCUCUAAUCCCAUGGAGCCGCCCUGCUUCUCCCAGCUCCCAUCGAGGCCUUCCGCCUUCUCUGGCCUCACUCCCUCCUCCGAGCCAUCUGCCCAGCCCCUUUACCUCUCUCAUGAACAAAUCUGCCUCCCUGAGGCUCGAGAAUCUUCACCAGCGAGCUCUCCUGACUCCACUCCAGAACUCGAGCGCCGUGGUGGAGAAGGUGGCCUUGCCCGAAGUCGCUCGCAGCCGUGUGUCUUAAAUGACAAAAAGAUUGGUGUGAAACGCAGGAGGCCAGCAGACAGUCACAAACAGAGGCCUUCCCUGGAUCUGGCAAAGAUGACUCAGAAACUUCGGAAUUUCCACAGCCUUAGCUGCCCUGGUAUUACAAGUGACGACCCAUUAAAGUCAGCCCCGGUGGCUCAAUCUCUCAGGUCCGACACCGAUGACUUGUCUGAAAACGAGGAUGGCUUGGAGUUCAACGGGAACGAGUCGUCUGACGCCGAGUGGAACUCCGGGGGCCGUGGCGACGACACAAAAGCGGGAACGGCCGGCGGGAAGGACGGCGAGACCUUGUGGGUGGGGCUGUGCAGCAUGACAAGGGACAUGUAUCAGCUCGGCGGAGAGCUCGACAUCGAGCAGAUUGAGAGGAACUGAGCUGAGCUGCUUUUUCCUCCUCCGGGGGGGGAAGCUAAUUACAGGACUGGAAGUUUAUCACCAGGUGGUACAAUAAACAGUGCUGAUAGUCUUAAGGACAAAGCAAGAGGGAAGAUCUUGCAGAGCGCAUUCCAGGGCGUUAAAAAAAAAAAAAUUCCCCCUGAGACUGAGCAGGAGUUUUGUGCUUUAAAUAUCCAUGUUUGGGGACUCUGUGUUUAGAGUCGACUCCCCCCACUGUGCGAGGUCUCAGGAGAAAACGGAAGUCAGGGAAGAAGGAUCUGAUGGGGAAAUAAGAAAAACAAAAUAGAUAUUAUGACAUCACUCUAACCCUGAAUAGCCUAUAUGUGCUUCGUUUGGAGAGAAUUCACAGCAGGUUUGUAUAAAUUCUCUGCACUAGAAAGAGUGUCUUUAUUUUUCCUCUGACGUUCCUCACUAGCAUAUAGGUACAUGGAGACGAAUGAACACCACUUAACGCGCUGCUGUUGAAGCUCCGUUCACAUUUACUGAGCAGUAAACACCUAUAAAGCAUACAGAUGAGCUUAACAUUGUACUCAGUAGCUCCAGGCUCAACUGUUAGAUCUGAGCUACUGAAUAUCUGAGAUGCUAACUGUGUUAAUGGUCUUUCUUUAUUACGAUUUAUAACUACAAAGUUAUGUAAAACAUGAACAUAAUUUCUAUUAAAAAAACAAGUUUAAAAGUUUAA
This is a messenger RNA of Girardinichthys multiradiatus, 2255 nucleotides long. It is a transcript of the gene fam53b, whose product is annotated as family with sequence similarity 53 member B. Lineage: Eukaryota; Metazoa; Chordata; Actinopteri; Cyprinodontiformes; Goodeidae. The record is from RefSeq and is a predicted model, not a curated record. The coding region runs from base 323 to 1552 and encodes 409 amino acids. Gene Ontology annotation, biological process: protein import into nucleus; positive regulation of canonical Wnt signaling pathway. The transcript has 5 exons. Gene Ontology annotation, cellular component: nucleus.